Molecule: messenger RNA, 1700 nt
Organism: Aspergillus sclerotioniger CBS 115572
Lineage: Eukaryota; Fungi; Ascomycota; Eurotiomycetes; Eurotiales; Aspergillaceae
Product: oxalate decarboxylase OxdC
Exons: 3
Coding region: 35-1411 (458 amino acids)
Biological process (GO): oxalate metabolic process
Source: RefSeq, a predicted model, not a curated record
GAAUAGGUUUGCAAGCUCUGAAUCCAUCGCAAGCAUGCAGCUACCUCUGUCCUCUCAGCAGCUCCUGCUGACCUUCGCGACCGUGGCCGCCCUGGUCGGCUCAGGUCACAGUGGCCCAGUCCCAACUGAGGAAUAUCAGCAACUACUGCGAAUCCCCGCCUCUUCUCCUUCAUAUUUCUUUCAAGACAAACCAUUUACUCCAGAUCAUCGCGAUCCUUAUGACCACAAGGUGGAUUCGAUUGGAGAUGGCCAUGAGCCCUUGCCCUGGCGCAUGGGUGACGGAGCCACUGUCAUGGGGCCACGUAACAAGGACCGUGAGCGCCAGAACCCCGACAUGGUCCGUCCUCCUAGCACCGACCAUGGGAACAUGGCCAACAUGCGAUGGAGCUUUGCAGACUCCCAUGUCCGCAUUGAGGAGGGAGGUUGGACACGCCAGACAACCGUGCGUGAACUCCCAACCAGCAAGGAGCUUGCUGGUGUCAACAUGCGCCUAGAUGAGGGGGUUAUUCGUGAGUUACACUGGCACCGGGAAGCGGAAUGGGCGUAUGUGCUGGCCGGGCGCGUGCGAGUGACCGGCCUCGACCUCGAGGGCGGCAGCUUCAUCGACGACCUGGAAGAAGGCGACCUGUGGUACUUUCCCUCAGGCCAUCCGCAUUCCCUUCAGGGUCUUGGUCCGAACGGUACCGAAUUUCUGCUCAUUUUUGACGAUGGGGGGUUUUCUGAGGAGUCGACGUUCUUGUUGACUGACUGGAUGGCACACACCCCCAAGUCUGUCCUGGCCGAGAACUUCCGCAUGCGCCCGCAGACCUUCAAAAACAUCCCGACCUCAGAGAAGUAUAUUUUCCAGGGGUCUGUUCCCGAGUCCAUCGCCAAAGAGUUACCCCGCAACUUCAAGGCAUCGAAGCAACGUUUCACACACAAGAUGCUAGCGCAGGAGCCCGAGCACACCACUGGAGGAGACGUCCGUAUCACCGACUCGUCCAACUUUCCCAUCUCCAAGACAGUGGCGGCUGCCCAUCUGACCAUCCACCCUGGAGCCAUCCGGGAGAUGCACUGGCACCCCAAUGCUGACGAGUGGUCCUACUUCAAGCGGGGUCGGGCGCGAGUGACUAUUUUUGCUGCCGAGGGCACUGCUCGUACAUUUGACUAUGUUGCCGGUGACGUGGGCAUCGUGCCCCGAAACAUGGGCCAUUUCAUCGAGAACCUCAGCGACGACGAGGAGGUGGAGGUGCUGGAGAUCUUCCGGUCGGACCGGUUCCGCGACUUUUCCUUAUUCCAAUGGAUGGGCGAGACACCGCAGCGGAUGGUGGCGGAGCAUGUCUUUGCGGAUGAUCCGGAUGCAGCGCGGGAGUUCUUGAAGAGUGUCGAGAGUGCGCAGAAGGAUCCUAUUCGGAGUCCAUCUCACUCAUGAGCUACAUGUUAUUGAGUGUUGUUGUAUCGCAUGUGUUAUUGAGCGCGAAUUGCCAGCGUGGAUGUAAUGUGGCAUGCAGAGGAUGCCGUGAGGAUUAGCAUAAUUUAAUUCUUGUUGCUUUCAUCAUAUUGCUUUCAUCAUAUCUGACCAUUGUCCUUUCCUCAUCAAGCAUCCGAAGGGAAGCCGGAUUUCCAGACUGGGGUAACCGGUAUCGACGUCAUUGCCGAUCACGCCGUCGUUAUCAGCGUAUCGCCAUCAUCGAUCGUCCCUAUUGGACGACUGUUAGCUC